GACCGCCCCCGAGCCGGCAGUGCUGCCUGCCCAGCCCGCCGCGCCGGGUCCAGCUGCCCCGCCCGCGCUCCCAUGCCCCCAGAGGGGCUCUAGCGCCGGGCGCGUUCGUGAGGAGCGAGGGCGGUGACGGCCCCGGGACCAUGCUCUGAGCGCCCGGGGCAGCCAGCGAGGGAAGUUGGGGUGGAAGAUGAACAACACCGAAAUCACAAAGCCACCACUAGCACCGAAACCAAAAAUUAUUGGUCAUCUUUCUCCAGUAGCCAUCUCCAAAUUUUCUCCUUCACUGCCAAGGUCUGAUAUUCUUCAUAACCCAAAUUCUAUGUCUAGGGGUCCCAAACCACCUAUUGCUCCCAAGCCAAAACUCUCUACUGACACAGAGAGCAGAUCCAGUGUUAAUACCAACAAUAAUUUAAAUAAAUGCUCAAAUUGUAAACUUCUCUGUCUUGAUGGAGAGUUGUAUGAUGGAAAUCAAUGCAGUGCUGAGUGCCCAGAAUCUGAGGCAGAUAAUGAAUAUAUUGUACUUCCUGAAACUCAGCUGACCAUUGAAGACUGCAGUGACUUGGAACACGAGCAUGGUCAGAGCCUAGAUUCCUUUGCAGAGAAUGAAGUCUUGGAAAUUCCAGAACAGGCAGAGAAGGAUGAAGAUAACAUUCCUUAUCAUGUGGGUGCUGACCAUCAAGAAAUCAAGCACCAUAACUUUUCAGAUAUUGCUGAACCAAUAAAACCAGACUGUGUAUCAUCAACCAGAGACUAUGGCCAAUCUGAAGCAUUUUGUGAAGAGUCCUCCGAUGCCACUGGUGGGAAUAAUGACGUAUCUAAGAAUGUAGAUGAAGAUGAGAAUGUUGCAGGUGAUUGUUGUGAAACCAAAAGCGAGGAAGAAAUUUCUAACAAUCUCAAAUUGGUUAAGGACAGUGAUGAUAGUAAGACUGAUGGUGAUAACAUUUUGAAUGGAGAUGAGGGCAAUGUCUGUGAAGAUAUCAUUCUAACACCACUAACUGCAGCUGAAUUAAUCCCAAGUUUGGAGAAGUCAGAGGAGGAGGAAGAGGAGGAACUGCCUGAGAUUUUAAGAAAGGGAGAUAGAUGUCCAGCACAUGAUGGUGAUCACAGUGUGUAUGCAGAGCUUGAUUUGAACGUGGAAGAGGAGUUAGAAAAUGAUGACUGUACAAGUCCUGACAUGCUGCCCAAUGAAGCCAGUGAGAAAACAGUUCUGUGCUUAGAGUUGCCUGAAGGUGAACCCAAUACUGAAAAUGAUCUGGGAGAUUUCACUCAUCAAGCAGCAGCUGAAGAGGAGGAAGCAGACACAGACAAGCACAAUAAUAUAAACACAGGAAAUGCCAGUGAUGACUGCCAGAUCACUGACCUGAGAGGUGAGGAGACAUCAGAGGUAGCCUGUGAAGCAAGCGAAGACUCUGGAAAAGGAGAGGAAGAAACUGUGAAUGCAGAGAGUAUCGAUGAUGGGUGUCAAAUUGCUCCUUUUGAGAAUGAUGAUGGUGAGGAAGUACCCACAAAUCUGCAAACAGAAAAGACCUGCCCAAAAGAAGAUGGUAAGAUCUUUGAUACACUCCCUAGUGGUCCAGGGAUGGAGCCAAAGCCAGAAGAUAUGUCUGCUGAAGAACAUAAUGAAAGCAUUGCGGAAACCUCUAAGUCAGACGAGUUGCAACUUGAAGGAAAUGAGGUAGAAACAGAGAGUCUCAGAAAAAGUGUCCUAAGUCCAUCUCAACUAUCUCUCCCACAUAAGGGAGAGAUAGAAGUCUGUCAGCUUGGUAAAAUGAAUGUAAAACAUGGGACCAAAAAUGUCUUGCAUGAAAAUCUAGCACUCCCUGAAGUAGUCAUUGUGCCUGAAGAAACAGAGAGAAGAGAAACUGGCAGUGAUUCCCUAGAUGACCCUUAUGUACUUCCUGCAGAAAAUGAAUUCACUUAUAAAGGGCAGACUGAUUCAGGAGCUGUUCACAGUAAAAGGGAUGAAUUAGCCGUGGAUGGUGAAAGCAACUUACUGCCCAUUGAUCGUAAAAGCAUUGUCACUAGAACACGGUCACUCUCUGGGAAAAUGCCAGGCUACGUGCCAGAAACAGUUCCAGAAGAAGGUGGUCCUGAAACUGAUUUACCACCUUCCUGCAACAGUUCUGGGACUGAGGACUUAAGUAAUAAUUCAUUUUCAGUGGAAGGAAAAACAAUGGAAGACAACAAGGCAUUACCAUCCAAGCCAAGACGCUUUAUUUUAUAUCCUCGGUCUUAUUCUGUUGAAGGGAGAGAGAUACCUGUCUCCAUUUACAAAGAGGGUGAUGGCUGUGUACUCAGUGAUAUUAGAAUGAAAAAGACUGAAGACAACUUAUCUUUGCCUUGUGUCAAUGGUUCCUCACAUAUCUUUUCCCAGGGAAAUCUUUCAUCAGGUGCUGUAUCUACUCCAUCUUCAGUUGUUGAUAUACCACCUCCUUUUGAACUUGCCUACAUCACCAAAAAGCCAAUCACUAAAAGUUCUCCUUCGCUUUUGAUAGAGAGUGAGUCACCUGAUAAGUAUACCAAGAAAAAGAAAUCUUCCUUUAAGAGAUUUCUCACUCUAAAAUUCAAGAAGAAAACUGAAAAUAAAAUCCAUGUAGAUGUUAAUGUUUCCUCUUCGAGGUCCUCAUCAGAGUCCAGUUAUCAUGGGCCUCCAAGGCUGAUGGAGCUGGACAGGACUCUGAGUAGCUCACCUCAACUGAAGUCACAUGUGGGGAAGCUCCGUGCGUCCGAGUCUCCCUCAACUGUUCUUUUCUAUAAGGAUGGUAAGAGAAAAGGAACACCCAAGUCCUUCAGCAGGAGCGUGUCACGGGUGGAAUCCUUUGAGGACCGGUCCAGACCUCCUUUCAUGCCACUCCCAUUAACAAAACCUAGAUCAAUUUCUUUUCCCAAUGCUGACACUUCUGAGUAUGAGAACAUUCCAGCUAUGAGCUCCGACUAUGAAAAUAUUCAAAUUCCUCCUCGAAGAUCCACCAGAGCAGGAACUUUCACUGAGUUUUUUGAAGAUCCCAGCAGGGCCUUAUCUGCUGCUAAUGAGAAUGACGGCUAUGUGGAUAUGAGCAGCUUCACUGGCUUUGAGAACAAGCAGCAAACCACGGACCAGGAAACAGAAAGUGCCUACACUGAGCCUUAUAAGGUAUGCCCAGUCUCUGUGAUACCUGUGGAGGUCAUCACAUCAGAUGAGGAACAGAAGAGUUCAGAAGAUGAGAAGAGCAGCCAAGGUGAUCCCAGCCUCAUCAACAAGAAAGAAGGCCAGCCUAGAGCUUCCCUCAUUGCCCAGGAACUGAUGUCUUCAGAAAAAGCGUAUGUGGAGAUGCUCCAGCUGCUACGUAUGGAUUUAUAUGAAGGUAUCUUGAAAGCACUUGAAGAAGAAGAUGAACAGGAAGUAGUUGAACUCAAGAAGGGCUUAAGCGAGCUCCCUGAAAUGUAUGAACUGCACCAAGAGAUCUUGGGAGAACUGGAAGAAAGAGUCCUUAAAUGGGAGGAACACCAGAAAGUUGCUGAUGUUUUUCUCUCCAGAAAAUCAAGACUGAAUCACCACACAGCAUACAUCAUGCAGUUUGACAAGAAUUUGGCUCUGCUAGAUGAAACCUGCCUUAAGUAUUCCCAGCUGGCUGCUGUCAUUCAAGAAUUUGAGAAGAGCUCUGGUGGAAGCCCACAGAAUGUGAAACACCAGCUUUUGAAAGUGGUGCAGCGUGUCUUCCAGUAUCGUGUGAUGCUCACAGAUUACCUGAAUAAUCUUUGCCCUGAUUCUAUGGAGUAUGAAGCCACACAAGCUGCCUUAUUCAUUGUUUCUGAAAUCGCGGAUCAAGCCAACGAGAGCAUGCUCCAAGGGGAAAACUUGCAGAAGCUGGUACACAUUGAGCACAGUGUGAGAGGGCAAAGCGGCCUCCUCCAGCCAGGAAGGAUCUUUGUGAAAGAGGGAACACUGAUGAAAGUCUCUGGGAAAAACAGGCACCCUCGGCACUUGUUCUUGAUGAAUGAUGUUCUGCUGUACACGUAUCCCCAGAAGGAUGGCAAAUACCAACUGAAAAACACGCUGGUUGUGUCAGAUAUGAAGGUGAGCCGCCCAGUGACAGAAAAAGCCCCAAAUGUCCUGAAGAUUGAAUGUGAUGAAUGUUGCCUGACACUGUCAGCAAGCUCUUGCUUGGAAAGGGAUGACUGGUACAGCUGUAUCAGCAGACACAUCCCAGAUGACUACAAAGCUCACAAUACUUCCACCUUCCACAGCAAUGUGGAGUUACGGGAAAGGCUUGGAAUACCCUUGGGUGAGAGGCCUCCUACUUUGGUACCUGUAUCCCAUGUUAUGAUGUGCAUGAACUGUGGCUGUGACUUUACCCUCACUUUGAGGCGACAUCAUUGCCACGCCUGUGGGAAGAUUGUAUGUCGAAACUGUUCAAGAAACAAGUACCCUAUGAAGUACCUCAGAGAUCAAGCAGCCAAAGUCUGUGACAGCUGCUAUGUGGAAUUGAAGAAAAGAGAGCGGCCACUAAGUAUGAGCUUUCCUCCAACUUCAUCCAGGUGUUCAAGCAGUGCCUUCUCUUCGGUCUUCCACAAUAUCCAUUACUCAUCUUUCAAGAAACAGAAAAAGAUCCCAUCAGCUCUUACAGAGGUCACAGCCUCAGGAGAGGGAGCUACCAUCAGUGGUUACCUGGCCAGAUGUAAGAGAGGCAAAAGACACUGGAAGAAACGCUGGUUUGUCAUCAAAGGCAAAGUCCUCUACACCUACAUAGCAAAUGAGGACAAAGUUGCCACAGAAAGUUUGCCUUUGUUGGGUUUCACUGUUGCCCCAGAAAAGGAGGAAGGAUGUGUGGGUACAGUUUUCCAUCUCUAUCACAAGCAAACUCUGUUUUAUAGCUUCCGAGCAGAUGAUAACUAUUCAGCACAGAGGUGGAUUGAAGCCAUGGAAGAAGCAUCCAUAUUAUAGCAACUAUCACUCAAUGGACUUAGAAUACUAAUUCUCAGAUUUCUAUACAAUCCAAGCAAUCUUAUGUCUUACAAAACUGAACGGUGUAUUUCAGGCAAACUGGCGACAAACACUGGACAUGAACUGUUUCCAGAUUGCUGUCUGCUUCCUUCCUCCUCUUCCUCUUACUUUUCCUCCCACCCCCCCCAAAAAACCCUUUUAAAAUAGGGAAUGUUUUGGUGACCCUUUAUGCCUGUCCAAGUUCAGCCCGUGCUGUAAGCUUUCCUAUGAUCCCAUGGUAAGCUAAAUUUAACAUUAAGGAAAGAAAAAGCCAUGGAAGUAGUGACUACAGUAAGCAGCAGGAUCACUUUUACUUAUUGUAGAGCACUGUCAUAUUUCACUGGGUUGGUUUUGGAGUCUACCAUGGAAUUUGAAACAAUGUAGUAAACAACAAAUACUCAUUUAAAGCACUUUAUUAUUUUCACUCAACUACAGUUUAAUCUUUUCAUAUUUCCAUGGAGUUUGGUGGACCGAUUUAUUGUUCAUCCAUUAACAAAUGCCAGCAUGAAAUUAUGCCACGCAUAUGGUGAAUUGUUUCUACAGAAAAGGAAUGAACAAAAAUGCUCCAUUUACCCAGUCUUCCACCAUUGCACUAGCUAUGAUCCAGAAUAAUUACUUACUAUCCAUUUAUAAUUCGACACAAAUCACUGUAUAACUUAUUUUAAAGUGUUUACUUUCAUAUCACUACAGUAUUUUGAAAUGCACUAUAGUUGCUCUGCAGUCCAGACAUUGAAUAGUAUCAUGUCACCCUGAAUACCGUGUCAGAUUCAAACCCGAAAGAUAUUUUAAUUUAUUAUAAACCCACAGACAACUUUUAUUUAACACUAAUCUACCUAUCAGUGUUAAGAUUUGUAUCAUUUAUUUAAAUAUUCUAUCUUUAUUUUCAGUCCUCCUGAUGUUUCUGCCGUUGUUGUUAUGGAAAAAAUGUCAUCAAAACUUUAAUUCAUGUAACAAGUGAAUCAUUUGAAAUAUGCUGGUGGGGUGAAAUGUGCUUGUCUGAACCUUCUCUGAUAAGAGUGCUUUGGAACUCCUCUGGCUAAAUGUAUCUUACUACACUGCCAGGGCUGGAGUUCUAGCAGCCCAGUGGCACAGCCCAGUGGCAGUAUGGCUUCAGAUGUGUGCUGGUUUUACACUAGCUGAAGAUGUCAAAGUUUUGGUUUCUGUUUCUUUUUUUUGGCUGGUUGGCUAUUGUUCAAUGAAGGUUGAGAAGUGAUGUUAUAAUCAUUGCAAUAAAAUGAUUUUGUGUUC
Molecule: messenger RNA, 6211 nt
Organism: Phasianus colchicus (ring-necked pheasant)
Lineage: Eukaryota; Metazoa; Chordata; Aves; Galliformes; Phasianidae
Gene: FGD5
Product: FYVE, RhoGEF and PH domain containing 5
Cellular component (GO): cytoplasm
Molecular function (GO): metal ion binding; guanyl-nucleotide exchange factor activity
Source: RefSeq, a predicted model, not a curated record